AUGGCGCCGCUUUGCGGCCUUUUCGGCCUUCUCCUCCUGACCGCGGUCGACGUGGCCUCUGCCGCCGAGGCCGACCUCCGCUUCAUCGUCUCUAACCGUUCCUACUACCAGAUCUCGCCCAAGGCCAUUGUGUCCGACGCAUGUGCCUCCUACUCGACCCUCGAGAAGCUCAACAGCCGCCUGAGCCCCGCCGUCACCGACCUGACGCAGACGACCGACUUCUUUAGCCACUACCGCGUCAACCUCUUCCACAAAAAAUGUCCGUUCUGGGACGAUGAGAACGGCAUGUGCGGCAACAUUGCCUGUGCCGUGCAGACGCUCGAAAAUGAAGACGACAUCCCCAAAGUCUGGCGCGCCAGCGAGCUCGGCAAGCUGCAAGGGCCCUCCGCAGAGCACCCGGGCAAGUCGACGCAGCGCGAGCGGCCGCGGCGGCCACUGCAGGGCCGCCUCGGCGAAAACGUCGGCGAGAGCUGUGUGGUCGAGUACGACGACGAGUGCGACGACCGCGACUACUGUGUGCCGGAGGACGAGAGCGCGGCGUCCAAGGGGGACUAUGUGAGCCUCGUGCAGAACCCGGAGCGCUUCACGGGCUACGCGGGCGACGGCGCCAAGCAGGUGUGGGAGGCCAUCUACCGCGAAAACUGCUUCCAAAAGAGCUCGUUCCCGCACUCGGCGCAGCUCGAGACGGCCGGCGACAAGGCCGCCAUGAACCCGGCCGCCAUCGAUUUCCGGUCCGUGCUCGAGGCGGCCGGCCGGCAGCAGGUGCUGGAGCAGCAGCGGCAGGUCGAGCCGUUCACGCCGUUUGUGGCCAAGACGGGGUUCGAGGCCGAGGACGAGUGCAUCGAGAAGCGCGUCUUUUACCGGCUCAUGUCGGGCAUGCACGCGUCCAUCAGCACACACCUGUGCUGGGACUUUUUGAACCAGACGACGGGCGAGUGGACGCCCAACGUCAGUUGUUACGUCGACCGUCUGCACCGGUUCCCCGACCGCAUCAGCAACCUGUACUUCAACUAUGCGCUGCUAACGCGCGCCGUGGCCAAGCUGGGCCCGCACCUCGAGCGCUACAUCUUUUGCAGCGGCGAGCCCGAGCAGGACAACCUGACGCGCGACAAGGUGCUGGCCGUCACGCAAACGGCGGCGAGCGUGCCGCAGAUCUUUGACGAGUCGCUCAUGUUCAUGAACGGCGAGGGCCCGUCCCUCAAGGAGGACUUCCGCAACCGGUUCCGCAACGUGAGCCGGCUGAUGGACUGCGUGGGCUGCGACAAGUGCCGGCUGUGGGGCAAGCUGCAGACGGCCGGCUACGGCACGGCCCUGAAGGUGCUGUUUGAGUUUGACAACGACGGCGCCAUUCCGCAGCUGCAGCGCACCGAGCUGGUGUCGCUGUUCAACACGUAUGCGCGCCUCAGCAGCUCGCUGGCCAACAUUCAAAAUUUCCGCAGCAUGGUGGCGGCCGACGAGGAGGCGGCGAUCGCCGCGGCCACGGCAGAGGACCAGACGACGGGCGCCGAGCACGCCAGCCUUCUCCCCGACCGCGCCCGCAAGCCGCACCAUGUCGUCGCGCCGCCCAAGAAGUACAAGGUCGAGGAGGGCGCCGACGAGGUGCUCGACGAGAUUGACGAGAAGAUGUCGGCGGAGCCCACGGUGCGCGAAAUGUUUGACGAGGAGCUGGCCCGCGUGUACCGCGCGUUCCGCGUCGUCAUCGGCCACUGGGUCUCGUUCCCCAAGACCUUCUUCGACAUCUUCACGUCCGAGGUGGUGCGGGGAUGGCAGGCCUUUAUCGGCCUGCCCGUGAAUCCGCGGACGUGGAAAUUUCAGCGGCCGAACCUCGACGAGCUGUAG
Messenger RNA from Sporothrix brasiliensis 5110, 1839 nucleotides. RefSeq lists its product as uncharacterized. Lineage: Eukaryota; Fungi; Ascomycota; Sordariomycetes; Ophiostomatales; Ophiostomataceae. Gene Ontology annotation, cellular component: endoplasmic reticulum membrane; endoplasmic reticulum. The coding region runs from base 1 to 1839 and encodes 612 amino acids. The record is from RefSeq and is a predicted model, not a curated record. Gene Ontology annotation, biological process: protein folding in endoplasmic reticulum. The transcript has a single exon. Gene Ontology annotation, molecular function: protein-disulfide reductase activity; FAD binding; thiol oxidase activity.